AUGACUUCUUGUCUGAAGUGGGAGAAUUUUAGUAAAGACCCCGCAAAUUCAACAUAUCAUUAUUCAAAAUUAGCAAAGAUUGUUAUUGAGGAUCGAGUUAAUAAACGUGAAAUCCAGAGUGUUACAAUAGCAAGAGAUGAAGAGAUGGUGGAAGAGCCAUUGAUAGAUUUUGCAGGAUUAAGUGACUUCGAAACAACUCUGAAUGGUUUCGACAAUGAAGAUUUAAUUAAAGAAAUGAGCGAAUCAAACAUAUCAGAAUUUAAAUAUACAUUUCAAAAAAAUGCAUAA
Molecule: messenger RNA, 288 nt
Organism: Entrophospora sp. SA101
Lineage: Eukaryota; Fungi; Glomeromycota; Glomeromycetes; Entrophosporales; Entrophosporaceae
Source: the annotation of a GenBank genome assembly